AUGCAUCUGAUAGCUACCCCUGCUACGUGUGGUCGUCUUUGCUGUGCUGGACGCUAUUUAAGUCCUAUGCUAUGGAGUUUACGUCUAGAGGCUCAGCCAGAACAGCCACUGCGCCACGCCCUGUUGAGGUCACCAAUCACGAGGUCGUUACGACGGCUGGAAGUGAACUGUGGGAAUGUUGAUAUUAACCCAUUACUGCCUGUGCUGAGAGAGUGCUGCUUGGAGGAGCUGGAGAUGGAGAACAUCGACGAUUUUGAGAUGGUGCAGCCAUUGCUGAAGACAUCUUUAAAGGAGAUAAGACUGUCUGCUGCACGGGAAUGCCGCUGUUCCGAGCUGGAGUUUCCGCCUGGGAUGACUUGUCUGAGAGAGAUACAGCUCAAUUCGGCCCGAAGGGGCGUUUGCCAUGUACCUUCCCGCUCGCUACGGAACGUUCUUGAGGCUGCAGCGAAUCUGCGUUGGUGUUCUUUGACAGGAGCUACUACAGACAAUGAUGAGGACCUUAUCUGUGCUCUAUUUGUACUAUCAUUCCUCGACGACCUACAACUUUUUGAUGUUUCCUUUAACCCGAGUCACGGAUGGGGCAUGGACCCCUACCGUUUAUAUCAGCUACGCCGCAGACUUUUCCCGAGCUACCCAAUAUUCUGCGCUAACGAAGAAGCCUCUGCUAUAUGUGUAUGUAGGGGUCUAGGGUCAGCACCAGUAGAGAGGCUGCGUGAGAGCUAUCUUACUUGCCUCUGGUCCCGUAGUGGAUGGACACCAGAACGCCUAGCCUGUUGUGAAGUUGGAGUUGAUAAACUGGAGUGUCGGGAGUGCGAAGAGAUACUAAAUUGGUACUCAUCCAGUAGUGUGGUCCCUACAGUUUCUCAUGUAGUGGAGAGGGCAGUAUGUGGGCGUUCCCCUCCGCCCAUCGUCCGCAGCUGUGCUGAAGCUAGGCACCAGGCCCUUGCUGUCCGUCCCUGCCGAUCGCCGCCUCCUCCUUCACGACUUUGGAGGAGCAUCGCUACCUUCUUUGGUCUGUAGACAGCCCUUUACUCUGACUCGGUCCAUCGAUUCUGAACCGCAUGUAUGAUUUGUAGUUUUUCAAAGUCUAUUAGCAAAGCCUCCUUCUGCAAUGUCAAGUGGGACGGAGGUAUUAAGUACGCGGUAGCUGGUAUCUUUUUCACCGCCUUAGCUGUCGCCUCAGUGGUUUGCCUUACGUCAGCCGAGUCACGGCGUUGGUGG
Perkinsus marinus ATCC 50983 is the source of this 1221-nucleotide messenger RNA. RefSeq lists its product as hypothetical. The coding region runs from base 1 to 1020 and encodes 339 amino acids. Lineage: Eukaryota; Perkinsozoa; Perkinsida; Perkinsidae. The transcript has 6 exons. The record is from RefSeq and is a predicted model, not a curated record.